CUUGGGUUGGUCUUUUAGAAAAAAAAAAUAAAAAACUUAGCUACUAGUUUUCAGACCACGCCCUUUUUGCUGCUUUUCGUCCUGCACUCAAGUCAAUUGCGUCUCGUGUUCUGCUACAGGAGAAAUCAAAUCGGUUCUUUUUACCGAAAAACGAUUAUGUGCACACGAGAGGGCAAUGGCGGAGGCCGGCGCACUUGAAGAACUCCAGUCGGAACUCACCUGUCCAGUGUGUCUGGAGAUCUUCCGCGAUCCUGUCAUUCUCGAGUGCGGACACCACUUCUGCCAGGUUUGCAUCGUUCAGUGCUGGGAAGCCAAGGCGGAGGAGCUGUCAACUUGCCCCAAGUGCCGCAAAACUUGCGCGAAGAAAUUACGGCCCAACUCGCUGCUGUGUAACGUAGUCGAAAGCGUGCGUCGAGCCAGGGCCAUGGACGCCGCCGGUGGGGGCGGUGCGCCGCCGCCGCCCGGCUGGGACGCCGAAGGUCCACCGGAGGAAUUGGAGGAGCGGGAGCCAGGGUCCAGUAUGAGCAGUGUCGCCUCGUCCGUUGGCCACUGGCCGCGCAUGUUCGGAAUAGAUAUGUGCGAGGAACAUGAGGAGAAACUCAAACUUUACUGCGAGGACGACCAGUUGCCGAUAUGUCUGGUUUGCGGCAUGUCCCGGGACCACAAGACACACAACGUCAUCCCCAUUAACGAGGCAUUUGAGAACUACAAGAAUAAACUGUCUGUGGCUCUGGAGAGGGUUCAACAGCAGUCUGAGGACGCCUCACACUUCCAAAAACAUACCAAUGAAAAAAUCCUUCUGAUUAAGGAGCGAGCUGGGGAUCUGGAAGAGAUGGUGACUGCAGAGUUUGGCCGUCUGAGGGAGUUCCUCCAAGAGGAGGAGGAUCGCAUCAAGCAGAAACUGCAAAAGCAAAAGGAGGAGAAACUCACGGAGCUGGAGGAGGCGCUCACGGAGGCCACGCAGCAAAUCAGCCAGCUGGAAAGCACGGCUGACCAGCUCCGCAUCAAACUGAUGGAGGAAGAAAACCCAGAGCAACUAAAGGGGAUUAAAGAUUUUAUUGGCGGGGCUGAGAGCUUAUUUGAGCGCCCCCCAGAGGUGAGUGUGGAUCUGCAGUCAGGAGAGUUUUUGGGACCAUUGCAAUACCGGACCUGGCGGAAAAUGAGCACCAUUUUUCGGCCAGCUGUAACGGCAGUGUCAAUGGACCCAAACACGGCCUACCCUUGCCUGUGGGUUUCCUUAUGUCGCACCAGCGUCCAAGUGGGCAAAAUCCAGCCCAAUCUGCCAAACAACCCAGAGCGCUUCACUCGCUACAACAUCGUCUUGGGCACGGAGGCCUUCUCCACGGGCAGACAUUACUGGGAAGUGGAGGUGGGGUCCAAAACAGCGUGGGGUCUCGGCGUGGCUCGCGCUUCUGUCAACAGAAAGGAUGAGAUUAACCUUUGCCCCGAGGAUGGUUUCUGGACCGUGGUGCUGAGAGACAAUGGAGAUGGCACCAGCGAGUACGAAGCGUGCACGGACACGGAAGAGGACAGCUUGUUAUAUCCUAUUAAACCCCCUAGGCGGGUGGGGGUCUACCUGGACUACGGGCGAGGUGAAGUGGCUUUUUAUGACGCUGGAGAUAUGAGCCACCUUUUCACUUUCUAUGAUGCCAAAUUUAAUGAGCCGGUCUACCCAUACUUUAAUCCCUGGCCCAUUAUUAAUGGCUACAACUGGGAGCCACUGACCAUUGUCUCGCCACACUGGGGAUAGAUAAGUCAGCACAGGUAUUAAGAAAACCUUGCUAAUCAUUCAGUGAAUCUUGCAUAUUUGCAUUUUACCAAUUCAUGCAUCUUUGUGGGGUCCAUAAUUUACUUACUGCAGUUUUGUGAUCAAGCAGACCAAAGCAAUAACAGUAUUUGGGGCACCUUCUGGUUGCAACGUGGUGCUUAGCUUCAUUUAGUCGUUGACAUCGUCUGGCAUCUAUAACCAAAUACGGUAUGAACACUAUUCGGGACAGCUUUCAGUUAGUUCCUAAAGCAAAGGGGUUCUUUGUGAAUCGCAUACAUAAAAUUAGAAUGCAAAGAUAAAAGCAAAUAUUGCAUGAGAAAGGACAAAGAUUGUUCCCUCUUGGACUCAAUGUUUGCUAUUACAGAUAGUCCCCGGUUUACAACGUACCCGACUUAUGUGAUUUGGACUUUACAACUUUAUUUUUCUUAUAAUGUUGACUUUUGUUUUGUGAUGCAUGCUUUUAUAAUGGCACAGGAAGCAUAGAGCAGGUAGUACUAAUGGCACGCGAGUAAGAGCGCAUAUUGACACGAAGAAGAACGUAUUUGCGUGCAUGAAGAAGAGCGCGCAGGCACGCGCACACACGAGGAAGAGCGCAUUUUUUCCCACAAAGAAGUUGCGCAGCCGAGUGAGAGAGUCAGAGAGAGAGAGGGAGAGAGAGAGAGGGCGGGGGAGCGCAUUUGUUGCUUGUGAAGCAUCCCAGGAGGCAACAUAUAUAUAACACCUUUUGUACUGUUUAUUGUGCGUUUUCAAUUGUGGUCGAAUACUUGGGGUGUGAUAGUUUUUGAUGAUGGGCAGAUGCUAACUGAUGGAUGCUAAUCGUUUGUGUGUAUUGUUAUUGCUGUAUCAGCAGCUAGUUAUAAACGCCAAUUUGAAUUGCUGUUAUUGAAGAUGAAACUGAUUUAAUUUCAUUUUUAUUUUAGUUACAUUCUGCAAGUGUUGAUGUCAUGAGAAGCUGAAUAAAGUCAGCAAACCACACGGAUGUCUGACAUCGUCAUUUCGGAGUUUAAGCUCACUGUCUAGCUAGGACCUAGCUCCAAUAUCCUGGCGAGGACAGUACAAUGACGUUUCAUACACACUUUUGGAUAGUUAUUUUGAGAUUUAGGGGGUAUUUAGGGGUACUGAAAGGGUUAAUUCCGAUUUAUGACUAAAUUCAAUGAUAUUCCCUUGACACACACAUACACACACACAUCCCAAAACUCAUUAAAUGGGCAGAUAACACCUAAUUAAAAUGUGCAAGAUGUGAAAGAUGGUUGCUCAAGGUAUUUAAUUAUCUAAAAAAAAAAAAAAACUAAUUUCUUGGACCACAACAAUAGAAAAAGUAAUGUUUAAAACACAAAAAAAAAUUAGACGGCUUAUGAGCAGCCUUUUUGUGACGUCAGUUUUAUACCCACGGAUAUAAACACUGAUAAACUCGAACACUGUUGCAUGUGACCAAAAAGGGUACUACUGCCGUUACGAGGAAAGGUGUCAACUGUUUUUUUUUUGUCCUCACUUGAAAAUUGGCAGCAUUUUUUUCCCAACUUUGCUGACAGGGGUAUACAAAAUAGAGCCCUAGGGUAAGACCAGAAAGAUUUUGGAAUAUGAGGAACAAUUUUCGUGCAAUAGAUGAAUAAACUUUGUGUUUUGUUUAUACUCCAAUGCUUAAGUAUCUAAUCUCUUUCAUGAAAGAUGUUGAAAAAAAUGAUUGUAUAGAACCAUAGAAAAAUAGCUACAGUACAUUAGAGAUAUUUUAUUAAAAUGUUCCUAGCUAUAUGUAUGUUGCUGCCAGAAUGCGAACAGAACUGACUUUUAACAACUGCAAUAAAUUUUCUUUUACGGUUUUUCUCAAUUGCUUUGGUACGUUUCUCAGAUCAGAAUUAAAAUUCUCAAAAGUACUUGUUCAAUCCUCACAACAUGUCGCACAAAGAGCAAAACAACAUGGAUUACCUGCAAAAUUUUUGUGCAAAAUACUAAUGAGCAUGUCAGUGCUGUCAGAAUGACAAGUCCUUGUUUGACUGUGUACAGACAAGACAGUCAAAUGGCUUAGUCAUGCUCUCAAUUGAACAGUUACUCUAGUGCAAAGCUCUGAUGCUGAAGAUGGUGUACGUUCUAAAGUUUUGAUUUAAAAAAAAAAAAUCGCAAAUUACACCUUUGUGCGUGGGAGAUUGAUUGCAUGAGACUUGACAAGAUUCAGAUUACACAUUUAUUGUUUUUAGAAUUUCUUGACAGACCAUGUCACUGUGAUUCAGAAAGCAAAAGACUGCACUGAGUAUCACAAAGAAAAACAAAAGCAAAAUUGGAAGUGUGAACAUAAGACAAUGGGCACAACUAAACUUUGAGUGCUACAUGUCGGGAUUUUUUUCCCCAUUCUUUCUACACAUUAUGACAUUCUUGCCUAAUGGACCACAAGUUUUCAUCCACGUCACAAUGGAUGUCCUCUCUUGCUAUACAGUGUAGAAAGAAUUUUCUUGAAUACCCUAUCCAGCCUGUGCAGGCAUCUGCUGUAAUGUCACUGUAUGCUGCAUUCAUGGCAUCCAGAAAAGUCAACUGAGUGUGAGGCUGGCGAUCAUACACUUGCCAUCUCCAUGUGGAGAAAAAUUAUUCUAUGGGAUUGAGGAAUCGGGAAUAUGGUUGGAGGAACUCCAUCACCAUUCUGUUGUGGGUUGCAAACCAUUCCAUGAUUAUGUUGGAGUAGUGGAAACCCACAUUGUCCCAAACUAUCACAAAUUUUGGCAGGUUAAGAUAAGUAACGAAAAUGCUUACAAAUAAGCACACACAUGUUGACAUAUUCUGACAACAUGUUCAUGCAUUUAGCACGUAAAGACUUAUGCAAUGAGGUAAUGACUAAAUGUUGUGGGUGGGGAGACUAUUCAAUAGAGACCCAUGAUCAUCCAGUUUGACCAUCAUGACAAAUGCAACUGAUAAUGUAGGACACAGCAGAGAAUUGUACAAAAUCAUUUGCAUGGAUGCACAAAAACAUCUACAACUUGCUCAAAGAAAUGAGAAACUGCUUUUUUGAUGUGCACUAGGGAUACGAUGUUGUGAUGAUAGAACAGAUAGUUUUGAGAAUUUCAGUUCUGAUCUGAGAAACGCACCACAGGAAUUGAGAAAAACUCAUAAGAGGGCAGUUUUUUGUAACUUUUUGUAAAUACGUAUAUAUAUUUUAUGACACAUAAAUGGCAGAGUUGUAACAAAAUGCAUUGUUAAGGUUAUCGUACUGUUUCAUCCUACAACCGUGAAUAACUUCUCAAUCAUCAGUUGAAAUAGAUGCCACUUAAUGUGAAACACCAUUUGUAAAUAUGAGCUUGUUUUUCAGUGCCAGCUUGAUAUAUAUCUGUUAGCGGGGCCAAUUGGAUAUCUUUCACCUGUAAUACAAACAAAUAAAUAAUGAGAACAAUGUGUCUGCCCUGGAUGAGUCACUUAUUCAUGACUGUUUGUAUACUCCCUUUAUUGGCUGCCAGGGUUACACAUAGUGUCUUGAUCUCUAAUUAGAUAUCAUUGCAAG
Molecule: messenger RNA, 5252 nt
Organism: Corythoichthys intestinalis (scribbled pipefish)
Lineage: Eukaryota; Metazoa; Chordata; Actinopteri; Syngnathiformes; Syngnathidae
Product: nuclear factor 7, brain-like
Exons: 6
Coding region: 176-1750 (524 amino acids)
Biological process (GO): protein ubiquitination
Cellular component (GO): cytoplasm
Molecular function (GO): zinc ion binding; ubiquitin protein ligase activity; protein binding
Source: RefSeq, a predicted model, not a curated record